GGUCAGGCCAAAGCUGCGACGUCCUCGGAGCUGCCCAGGAGCCUGAGACUGGGACACUGAGCCCCAGGUAGUUUUGAACAGCCCAGGUUGUGCAGUCAGGGGUCAGUCAGGUCUGGCAGAGGAAAGGAAUGAAACCAGGAGCACCUCAAAGUCCAGCCCGCGGGGCACUGACUCCAGCAGAUGAGGCAGCGCUGACAGCAAUGGAGCCUGGAGCUUCAGGGGCCCUGCUCAGGACCGAGGCAGCUCCGCGCUCAGCACCGGGCUCUGAAGUUAGCCUGCACGCCUACGACAUCGGGGUGGUGGUCACCUAUUUUGUCUUCGUCACUGCUGUGGGGAUCUGGUCGUCUAUACGUGCAAGCCGAGGGACCAUUGGUGGCUACUUCCUGGCGGGAAGAUCCAUGAGCUGGUGGCCUAUUGGAGCGUCUCUGAUGUCCAGCAAUGUGGGAAGCGGCUUAUUCAUCGGCCUGGCUGGGACAGGAGCUGCUGGAGGCCUUGCCGUGGGAGGCUUUGAGUGGAAUGCAACCUGCCUUCUCCUGGCCCUCGGUUGGAUCUUUGUCCCUGUGUACAUCGCAGCCGGUGUGGUCACGAUGCCUCAGUACCUGAAGAAGAGAUUUGGGGGUCAGAGGAUCCAGGUGUACAUGUCUGUCUUGUCUCUCAUCCUCUACAUCUUCACCAAGAUAUCGACUGACAUCUUCUCUGGAGCCCUCUUCAUCCAGAUGGCCUUGGGCUGGAAUCUCUAUCUCUCCACGGCGAUCCUGCUGGUGGUGACAGCUGUCUACACCAUUGCAGGGGGCCUCACAGCUGUGAUCUACACAGAUGCUCUGCAGACAGUGAUCAUGGUUGGGGGAGCCCUGGUCCUCAUGUUUCUGGGUUUUCAGGAGGUGGGCUGGUACCCAGGCCUACAGCAGCGGUACAGGGAGGCCAUCCCCAAUGCCACAGUGCCCAAUACCACCUGUCACCUCCCACGGCCUGAUGCCUUCCACAUGCUUCGGGACCCUGUGAGCGGAGACAUCCCAUGGCCAGGUCUCAUUUUUGGACUCACGGUACUGGCCACCUGGUGUUGGUGCACAGACCAGGUCAUCGUGCAGAGGUCUCUAUCUGCCAAGAGUCUGUCCCAUGCCAAGGGAGGCUCAGUGCUGGGGGGCUACCUGAAGAUCCUCCCCAUGUUCUUCAUUGUCAUGCCUGGUAUGAUCAGCCGGGCCCUGUACCCAGAUGAGGUGGGCUGCGUGGACCCUGAUGUCUGCCAAAGAGUCUGUGGGGCCCGAGUGGGAUGUUCCAACAUCGCCUACCCCAAACUGGUCAUGGGUCUCAUGCCCAUUGGUCUGCGGGGUCUGAUGAUCGCUGUGAUCAUGGCGGCCCUCAUGAGCUCGCUCACCUCCAUCUUCAACAGCAGCAGCACCCUGUUCACCAUCGACGUGUGGCAGCGCUUCCGUAGGAAGGCAACAGAGCAGGAGCUGAUGGUGGUGGGCAGGCUGUUUGUGGUGUUCCUGGUGGUCAUCAGCAUCCUCUGGAUCCCCAUUAUCCAGAGCUCCAACAGUGGACAACUCUUUGACUACAUUCAAGCUGUCACCAGCUACCUGGCUCCACCUAUCACUGCUCUCUUCCUGCUGGCCAUCUUCUGCAAGAGGGUCACAGAGCCUGGAGCCUUCUGGGGCCUCAUGUUUGGCCUGGGAGUGGGGCUUGUGCGCAUGAGCCUGGAGUUCUCAUUCCCAGCCCCAGUCUGCGGGGAGGUGGACAGGAGGCCCACUGUGCUGAAGGACUUUCACUACCUGUACUUUGCCCUCCUCCUCUGUGGACUCACUGCCAUCGUUAUUGUCGCCAUCAGCCUCUGUACAACCCCCAUCCCUGAGGAAAAGCUUGUUCGUCUGACCUGGUGGACAAGGAACUGCACCCCCUCUGAGCUGGAUAAGGAGGCCUAUGAGAAUGAGAAGGAAGGCUCACCAGGGCUGGCAGAGAGGCGAGCUGGGGAGUGCCCUGCAGGAAGUGGAGCAGCAGAGAACCCGAUGGAAGGCUUGGAGCAGGUUGGAGGACCAGGUCCUCACUCCUAUAAAGCUUCUGACAUGGGAAGAACAUCGGACAAGGAGGAGCUGUGCAUAGCCCCACGCAGGUCCUGGGGAAAGCUGCUCUGGGACUGGUUCUGUGGGCUCUCCAGGGUCCCUGAGCCAGCUUUGAGCCCAGCAGAGAAGGCUGCACUAGAGAAGAAGCUGACCAGCAUCGAGGAGGAGCCAUUCUGGAGAAGCGUCUGCAAUAUCAAUGCCAUCCUCUUGCUGUCCGUCAACAUCUUCCUUUGGGGUUAUUUUGCAUAACUUCACAGAUGUCAUUUGGCCAAGACAGAGUCAACACAAAAACAGGCUCUCCUUCCACCUGCUAUCCAAAAUGGAGGCGAUAGAGGCUGGGGGCACAGGAACACCUGAAGAGCAUCUAAUCCAACACACCUGGCAAGUGGAGAAAUGGAGGCCCAGAGAGGGCAUUGGGUUUGCUCAGGCUGCACAGCAGGACUCACAGUGCCUUUCCAGACUCCAGCUCUUUCCCUUACACUGCCUUACAUUCCUACCUCAAAAACACUGGUUCAACCCUCUUGUUGAGUCUAUUCGGGAAGGUUUACUGUAUGUGAGUCUUGAGGUUAGAAAAGUGCAAAAUACAAGAGGAGUAGCAGCGAAAAAUUUGCAAAGUCAAGUGUACCUUCCCCAAGUCCCUUUUCUUCUUUCCCCUUCCAGUGCCCCCAUGUCUUGGUCUAUUCUCAAUACCUGGUGAUCCAUUUGUAGCAUGAGUCUACAGAGAAGGGCUUUAUAUGUCCAUCGAUAACUCCACAGUUGCAGCUAUCAAACCCAAAGGAGUGAGGGGCCGAGGGUGGAAUUUAGAUAUGAUGGCAGAUGGCACUGGGGGCCAUCUUGGAGAAGGCACUCUGCUUGGCAUUACCCCAAUUCUUUUUUUUUUUUUUUUUUCUACUCUUAAACCUAAACCUGCACACAGUCUCCAUGGCUUCAAGGAAUUUGAAGUCCAGUUGGAGAGAGGUGACCUGUUGAAAGCAAGAAGAAUCAAGACAUGUUGCUGUGCGCCUCGGGGUAAGCCCUCAGGGGCAGCACACAGCCCAGGAGCCACUGCCUGUGUGCCUCUGACCCCUCCCUUUGCCUGGCACCCGUGUGCCUACCCUGGAAACACUGUGACUGGUUUAAGUGCCCCUUCUCCAGGAAGCUGCCCUAACACCCAGCACAGUCAAGGCCACCCUCCUAUGCUCACAACCCCUGGAUCUGCUUCUGUCAGGACACUGAUCACAGUUGUUGGUGAUAUCUCGUCCUAGACGGUGCACUCCAAGGGCAGGGGUCAAUGACCAUGCCCAAAGUGACUUUGUACUCAGAAUAACAGGUGCCAAUAAAUGCUUGUUGACCUAAUAAAUCCUCCAAGGUCUGGUGG
This is a messenger RNA of Sciurus carolinensis (gray squirrel), 3414 nucleotides long. It is a transcript of the gene Slc5a9, whose product is annotated as solute carrier family 5 member 9. NCBI's taxonomy places the organism in Eukaryota, Metazoa, Chordata, Mammalia, Rodentia, Sciuridae. The coding region runs from base 129 to 2306 and encodes 725 amino acids. Gene Ontology annotation, biological process: transmembrane transport. The record is from RefSeq and is a predicted model, not a curated record. Gene Ontology annotation, molecular function: D-glucose:sodium symporter activity. Gene Ontology annotation, cellular component: plasma membrane. The transcript has 16 exons.